UAAAGAAGAAAACUUAAAAUAAGAACAAAAAAAUAACAAAAAUAAAACAAGUGAGAGCAAGUGUGCUUGUGUAUUAGAUAGAGUUUUUUGAGUGAGUUUUAUUUUUAAUAGAAAUACAAACACACACACACUUACACAAACACAUACAAGUACUAGGCAAAGUACUUUUUGAAACAACCCAGCAACCAACCCCCCAACAGGAAUCAUACUUAACCUCUUUGUUCACCUUGUUCCAAGCCAAAUAGCAACAACAACAACAACUAAAACAACUAGACAAAAAUUCAAGAAGGAAAAGUGAAAUAACAUAAAAAUAACAAAAAUAUUAAAGAAAAGAUAUAAUAAAAUAUCAUAAUGGAGCAGCCCAGCAUACUUGUUAGAAUUUUACACUCGAUACCGCAUGUGAACUACACAUUUCAACGGGUUAAUGACACCUUCAAUCCGGACAGCGAUGUUUAUCUAGAGAGUCUGGGCAUUUUGGCUUCAAUUCCCGCCGGUUUAUUAAUAUUAUCACUCUUUGGAUUACUAUUGUAUCUGCUCACACGCUGUUGUGACCGUAAGCAACGAAAACCCAGCGCACAAAGAUGUCAGAGUUGUUCUUUGGUGAUUAUUACAUUGAUGACAUGUGCUGCCAUAGGUUUGGGUCUCUAUGGCAACGAUGAUUUCCAUAAUGGUUUAUUACAAGCAUUCAGUUCCGGCAAACAAGUGGAAGGACUUGUAUUGAGCUUAAAACGACAGACUGAAGCCAUAAAACAUGAUCUCGAAACUAAAAUGAAUCAACAUAGACUCGAAGCACAAAUAGAAAAAGUACAAUAUAAUCAAACUGCUGUAAUGUUGUUAAUUGAAACGUGCGGUCUAGUAAGAGAGAAUACCUCACGUGCUGUUACCAGUCUCGAUAACAUGGUGCUAUAUUUUAUGAAAACCAAAGACAGUGAAAAUGAUACCUCCCUAAUGGGUUUAUUACAUUUGGGUGAACUUUAUGAAUCGAUACGAUGGCCGGCAACUUUAGGUUUCCUGACACUGCUGCUACUGUUGUGCACAGUAUUGGUAAUAGGCGUGGCACGACGUUCCCGCUGUGCCUUGAUAUUCUUUAGUGUGGCUGGUCUAUUUUGCAUAAUUAUAUGCUGGCUAUUGGCGGGCGUUUAUCUGGCAUCGGCUGUGGCGGCUGGUGACUUUUGUAUGCGUCCGCAUGAGUACAUGUGUCGUCAGGUGGGAAUGCGGAGUCCUUAUGUUUACUUCCUUAACUGUGGCACCUUACGCAAUCGCUUCAUUUUACGCCUGAACGAAUCACGUGAUCUGGUGGAACGUGCUCGUGAAUCAGUUUAUUUAAUACAAAGAAUGAGCCAAGAAACGUAUCCACGCAUAGAUGUGCACAAAACUUUAGAGUCCAUGGAUAACGAUUUAGAGGAAACGAAACGUAAUCUCACCGUGUUGUCAGCCACUUUGGAUAGACGGGCUAUAGAUCGCCAUUAUUCAGAGGCCUUAAAGGGUCUGUGUGGUGGCGGUCUUUUGGGCUUGAGUUUGAUGAUGGUGGCCGGGCUGUUGACGUCUUUUCUAUUCACUAUACUCGUGUAUGCGGAUUCCCAUGCCUGGAUAUACUUAAGCAAACGAAGACCCUCUGUGGAUGCCGACAAAUCCGAAACAGCACCUUUAUUCCCCUCUAAUGCACCAAGUGCAAAUAUAUCACCCACAGCACCAGUCCAUCAUACGGGCACUAUAAAUCGUACCCUGUUACAUCAUCAGCAGACCCAUGGCGUGGCUGUGGGCCAUAGUGGCACCUUGGGUAGCACACGCAGCAAUGGUGCCGCCAAUGGAUUGAGAACAGGAUCAUCAUCGGGUCACCAUACAUUAGGUCGACUGCCCUCACAUCAGCAACCGAGCUAUAUGCCUGGUCCAAAUAACGGCAAAUAUGCCACACUUAGCAAACAAUGUAAGACUUUGGAAGCCAACGACUUUUACUGAGAUUCGCUUGCCUGCAGCUCCAAUGCAGGCAAUAGCAGUAUUCGACUUAAUAGCAUUACCGCCUCCAAUGGUAUUGGAAGAAAUUCAAUUAAAAGUAUGUUUACCUCAGCCACUCUACCACGUUCAGCUGGUUCUUCGCUUCGUUCUGUGUUGUCCGCCCAAACCUCAAACACGGUCUGCAGAUCAACUGGCAAUGGCUUGGAUCUGGAUGAUGACAAGGAUCCGCGUGAUGUUACAAACAAUAGCUUUAAUCGUUUCGAUCCCAAAUACAUUAGCAUAGGUCCGAAAGCGGUGCGAGGCAAUAACAAUUUGAGUGUGCUAGCUGCUGCUACAGCCAACAAGUGUGCUACUUUAGGGCGACCACAUGGUGGUCGUUAUGGAGGAUCAUUGAAGGGUACUAGUCCUUCUCCUAAUUUGCGUAGUGCCAAGACUCCUUCGAUUUCUACAGUAUCCAAAGACUAUUGUCCUCAGCCGGAUUGUAUACCACAGACGUAUGUGGCCAAUACAACUGAAAUGCUUGUGCCUCAGGCAGCUCAGCCACCGCCUCCACCUUUGCCGCCGCCAAAGCCCAAGAAUACAUUUACUGAAAUACCGGGCACUACGGGUGUAGGCAGUUCGUAUGCCAAAGAACUACAAAUGCAAUUACAAAUCCAGCAGCAGCAACAACAGCCUCAACAAUAUCAAUUGCAAGAGAUACAACCUGUAAGUGUAACACCAACCGUGCAGCGUCCAUUGCCAGUUCAGCAUCAUCCACCGACAACACACAUUCUGCCUCCAUCAGCGGUCUACAGUAUCGAAAGCUCCAGUUAUAAUCAACAACAACAACAACAGCAGCAGCAACAACAACAACUAUUGCAGCAACAAAUACAACAGCAGCAGCAGAAUGAACCUCCUCCACCACUUCCACCACCACAAAUCAUACCCUCCGUUGCAUCCCGACCUCUACCUCCACAACCAGUAGCUGCACCAGCGCCACCUCCACAACUACCCCGCUCAUUAAAUCCGAAUUCAAUUGUUAAUCAACCUUUGCCUGAAAUACCCACUCACCAGAGUCAGCCACAGCCCGCACCUCCCCCCAUUCAGCAAUCCAAAAUAUCACCACAACCUCUGUGCGCGGCCAACCUAAACCAGUAUCGUUCUCUACAAAGACCACAGCAACAGAAACUGCAACUACCAGCACAAACGCAAACAACGUCUCAGCAGCAACUGAAUCAAUUGAACCAAACUCAGCCUCAAAUCCAAUUGCAACCACCUAGUCUACCACCUAAAAAUCGUCACAAAUCUCGAGAGCACAACUCAAAUAUCCAACAAAUGCAGACUCUACCUCCCAAAUCGAAUAGUUUACGCCACCAACAGGUGGCCACAAACAAUUACGAACAGGAAAGAGAUCGCGAGCGUGACAGAGAACGGCAGAGAGAACGGGAUCGUGAUCGCGAAAAACACGAACGAUCGCGGCGUUCCGAGACCUUGGAUAAUGCUCGCUCGAAUGCCGCCUACAUGGAUCAACAUUCCAUUUCAGUGAAGAAACAACAUUCUUAUGAAACCUCACAGCCAGCAAGCUAUCAUCAACGCCAUCCUGCAGCGACAACGCCAAAUAAUAACUACCAUUCAACCAUCUUAACGAAGCAACAACAUCAGCAACAGUUGCUGGUUGAAGCCCACCAGCAACAGAUGUACUAUCGCUCGCUGAAACGUGGCGGAUCUCAAGCCAAUAAUGACAUGUAUUCGGUGACCGAGUUGUAGGAAUGCGCCUGCUGUGGCGGUGGUGUCGAUGUCGUGAGACGCUCAAAGUGUACCACAACAUCGAAUGCCUCUGCUGCAGCAAUGGGCAAUAGUUCAUGUGUAGCACCCAUACCUCUGCCGCCCAAGAAACACCAACGUUCCUCUUCGAGCGGCCGAGAACCUCGAGAAUCGGCGGUAUCCGCCUCAUAUAAUGCUAACAAAUGUGAAGACCACGAAUACGAUGAAUAUUGUCCGGGGGCAUACGAGUCCCAAACGCCUCACCAUCAGGGCUCCCGGCAAUCUCACCUCUCCACCGGCAUCUCCUCAUCAUCAACGAAACAUCAACAGAGAUCAGCCACAUUUGAUGUGGCCGACGCUCGUGACUACGAGCUUAAACGUUUGGGCAACCGGAGAUCCCAAUCGCAAAAUGCCACCAACCUAAAGCAAGCACGCAAUGGUGGCCUUAUCGUCAGCGGCGAUCAUCAUCGCGGAGAGCGCACUCAUGAUCGUGAGCGUAGUCGCAGCGAUCAUCGCAUUGCCAGCUAUGCCUGCGAUGACAGCUCCUUGGCCAUGAGCCAUGCCUUUAGUGGGAAUGUGGGAAAUGGUGGCAUACCGCAUCAUCACAACCAUCACCAGCAACAGAUGCAGCAGCAGCAACAACAACAUCGGCAACAACAACGCCGUGAAAAAACAUUUAAAGUAUGAUUUUUAGAGACGUCAUAAAAAUUUAGCCCCACUACCGAGGGGUCACCCACACCCAAGCGGGUGCAAACCAUCUACGUGGCAACCUGGUAAACACCUUAACAGCUGGCAAUCGAAUGACAUUCAUUCGAUUGAUCAAUGAUAUUGGCCCACAGGAUGGUGGUGGUGACUGGUAAAAGGUAACCAAAGUGGUGGCGGCAAAAGGAGCGGAUUUGUAAUAAUAAUGAUAAAUUUAAGGAGACCAGCUGUGGAUUUGUUGCUUUAUUUAAUUGUAACUAAUUAUGUUGGCAUAAUUGGCACUCUUCUUAGUACGCCUAGUAGUUUAAUGUUACUUAUACUAAAAUUAAUUAAUUAAUUAUGUAAUUGCUCUAAAGCUGUGAAACAAAAUAUUUGUAUUUUAGAGUACUUUUUUUAAUUUAUUACUAUUAUUACUUAAACAUUUUUGAUUAUUAAUGCGUUUAGGUUUUAUUAUUAUUAAUUGUAAAGAAAAAUACAAAAACCCAAAUCAGUUGUAGUAGAAACAGUGGAGUUUAAAUUGUGACUCUCAUCACACACUUUCACUUCACUUUAAAAACAAACAAAAAAAACGAAAAACUUACUCACUGCUCAAUUGUUUCAUUACAACACAAAACCACUCUUCAAACUACAUACAAGAGAUACAAAGGACCCAUAUAAUUGAAAAAAAGUAAUAAUAAAAAACCGAACAAAGAGAAAAUUAAAACCAUUGGAUUUUCAGUAGGUUUUUUCCCCCCACUUUCUAUCAUUUAAGCUGUAACAUUCUACAACAAUUCUAGCAAUUAUUCUGUUGCAUAAUACUCGAAUACAAUUUAUUGAUUUCUUCCCCAAAUAUUGAUACAUACCUUGGACUUGAUUAUUGUCUACUAAGUCCGAUAUUGCAAUUUGCUAAAUCUCAAACAAAAAGAAAAUAAUAAUUUUUUAUUAUUUCUUUAACUGAUGUAUUCCUUUUUUUAGUUUUAAUUAUUAUUUUAUUAUUAUAUAAGAAAAUUAGCAAAAAAAAAAAUGAAAAAGAAUCAAAAAAAUCAAAAAACGAAAAGGAAAUUCAAAGCGUUUAAAUUAACAAGUAAUUAUUAUUAUGAAUACCGUUGCGAAAUGUCAAAAUAAAACAAAUUUUUGUGACGUCUAUAAACCAACAACAACAUCAAAAGAAGAAAGUUAGCAAAUAUUUAAUCAAUCAAAA
Molecule: messenger RNA, 5581 nt
Organism: Calliphora vicina (urban bluebottle blowfly)
Lineage: Eukaryota; Metazoa; Arthropoda; Insecta; Diptera; Calliphoridae
Exons: 9
Cellular component (GO): plasma membrane
Molecular function (GO): intracellularly calcium-gated chloride channel activity; volume-sensitive chloride channel activity
Source: RefSeq, a predicted model, not a curated record